Pistacia vera is the source of this 1615-nucleotide messenger RNA. Its product is annotated as TBC1 domain family member 13-like. Gene Ontology annotation, biological process: intracellular protein transport; activation of GTPase activity. Gene Ontology annotation, molecular function: GTPase activator activity. The transcript is spliced from 9 exons. The record is from RefSeq and is a predicted model, not a curated record. Bases 88 to 1548 code for a protein of 486 amino acids. Lineage: Eukaryota; Viridiplantae; Streptophyta; Magnoliopsida; Sapindales; Anacardiaceae.
AACCGUUUUAACUACCAGUCUUCUUCUACUUACGAGAAAGUAUGGACGAUAACUUCUUUUUUUGUUUUAAUCUUUUCAUGACCAUCCAUGGAACCAUUACACAAAACUUAUCUACUCAAAUCGCCCGAGUUGCCUCCUUUGAUUCAGUCCCCACGCGUUCAUUAUUCCACAAUGCUCAAAGACAAACUGAAACUCCCCGAUAAAGCGCGGCGAGUGUUUCCCGAUCGGCUCGGGAGCUUAGUUUCAGGAUUCAACGAUAAAGAAGAAGAAAACGAAGAUUCAGCUUCGGAAACCGAGGUGGGUAAAGAGCUCGAGAUUUUACUGCCAAACGCCUCCGGGUCCGGCGAGGCAAGUGAGGAUGAUUAUGUGGAGAAGAUAGAAGAACAACGUCUGUCAGGGAUCCGGCAGAGACCUGAAAAGGAAGGGACGGGUCUGGUGUCGGUUAAGGAAGUUAUUGCGGCGGAUGACAAAAGGUCUGACCUUGAGUAUGAGUUAUCUCAAAUGGAGAUAAAUUUGGAGAAGUUGCAGAGAAUUGCUGACACAGGACUUCCUGAAGGAGGAGGUUUGCGUGCAACAGUUUGGAAGCUGCUCUUGGGUUACUUACCUCCUUCUCGUGACUUAUGGGAAAAGGAGCUGAGUGAGAAUCGACAAAAAUAUUCCAAGCUAAAACAGGAACUUCUGUUGAGUCCUUCACAAUUUACAAGGAUUAAAGAUGAAUCACUAAAGUCCAAUGAACAGAGUGCUGACAAUGAUGGUGAUGGACUACUUAGGCGACAUGAAAUUUCUCAAGAGGAUCAUCCUCUGAGUCUUGGUAAGGCUAGUGUUUGGAAUCAAUACUUUGAGCAUACAGAGAUAUCAGAACAGAUUGACCGUGAUUUACAGCGUACACAUCCUGAUAUGAAAUUCUUCUCAGGGGAAACAUCAUUCAGUAGGAAAACUAGGGAAGCAAUGAGGAAUAUUCUUCUCCUAUUUUCAAAACUAAAUCCUGCUAUUCGCUAUGUUCAAGGCAUGAAUGAAGUCUUGGCACCAUUAUACUAUGUUUUCAGUACUGACCCUGACGAACAGAAUGCUGUAAAUGCAGAAGCAGAUAGUUUCUGUUGUUUUGUUCGACUCUUGAGUGACUCAGUGGAUCACUUUUGUCAACAAUUGGAUAACAGUGCUGUUGGUAUCCUUUCAACUCUUUCCCGGUUGUCAGAGUUACUAAAAGCUAAUAAUGAGGAAUUGUGGCACCAUCUUGAAGUCACAAACAAGGUUAAGCCGCAAUUCUAUGCUUUCAGGUGGAUCACAUUGCUACUUACUCAAGAAUUCAAUUUCCAGUCCAUCUUAAGAAUUUGGGAUUCUUUUUUGAGUAAUCCUUUUGGUGUCCAGGAUAUGCUGCUACGGGUCUGCUGUGCAAUGCUGUUGUGCAUACGAAGCAGACUUUUAAGUGGUGAUUUUGCAGCUAACUUAAAGCUUUUACAACACUAUCCUGAAAUCAACAUAGAAUACCUUCUUCAGGUAGCCAGGGAUCUGAGUCCUGAUACGUCUUCCUAUCGCUUGUCUCUGUAAAAUUCUUCCAUUAAAUGCGCCUUGUGUAUACCAACUCCUCUCUUAAUUUUAACAUGGUUUGUAAUCA